AUAUUAAUUAGUAAUGAACUAUCUCAAAGAAAUAUAAGAACAUAAACAAACACAAGGUCCUAACUAUAGGAAAAAAUCUUGAUAAUCAACUAAAACCAAUAUCUAUGAUCACAAAAACAAAAGGAAUAUAUUAUUUUUUCAUGCCGAAGCUAGGAAUUAGGAAAAAUAUAUAAACAAAAGAAAUGAUUCGUCAAAAGCGUGUAUGUUGUUCCUUCCCCCAUAAUGACCUCUUUGCCUCUCUCUCUCUCUCUCUCUCUCUCUCUCUAUGGCUCUCCAUCUCUCACUUUUUCUCUCUCUUUCUCUCCAUUCUAGUUCAUAGCACAUAGACUCAUUUAAAUACAUCGCCUGUGUUGUCUUUCUCAACCAUUAGUCCUUUGCGUCAAUAAAGGCUAAGGAAAAAAAGAAAACUCUCUUUCUUUUCUAGUUUUCAUUUUGGCUGAGAUCAAUGUCUUCGUCAUUAGAACAGUAAUCUUUCUCUUUGAUUUAAACUUUCUCUCAUUUUCCUCUCUUUUUUUGUGUCUCUGAAGAAGAUUAUAGUACAAGUGUCAUUCUCAAAAUUUUGUCUUAGGGUUUUUUAAUUUUUAAUUUUGUUACUUCAAAACUCCCCUAAAAAGACAUGAACAACAACACUUUCAGUACUCUUACCACCAUCAAUGACGACUACAUGUUAUUCCCUUAUAAUGACCAUAAUUCCUCACAGCCAUUGCUCCCUUUUAGCCCUUCUUCUUCCAUUAACGAUAUCUUGAUUCACUCCACAUCAAACAAUCAUCAUCAUCAAUUCCUACAACCUUCUCCUUUUUCUCAAUUCGAAUUUGUCCCGGAUUGUGCCCUCCUCACCACUUUCCACCCACAAAACAAUGGCCAUGAUGAUAACCAAACCAUCCCCAACGACAAUCAUCAUCCAUCACUUCACUUUCCCUUGAAUAACACCAUUGGAGACCAGCCCGCUGAGCCCUCGGAAACUAUAACCCACAUAGAAGAUUCCCAGAGAAUCUCAGACCCAAAAAUGAAAAAAGUCAAGAAACUAGGCAGAACGGACAGGCACAGCAAGAUCAAAACGGCCAAAGGGACAAGAGAUCGUAGGAUGAGACUCUCGCUAGAUGUCGCCAAAGAGUUGUUUGGCUUACAAGACAUGCUUGGAUUCGAUAAAGCCAGCAAAACCGUUGAAUGGUUGCUCACACAAGCGAAACCCGAGAUAAUAAAGAUCGCCAAAACCCUUUCUUACCAAUGCAGCUUCAGCAGCGGCGACGAGUCUCAUACCCGACCGGAGUUAAGAUCCAUGGACACAUCAUCUGAUCUAUGUGAACUUCCAUCAAUGUGGACGGUCGACGAUAGAGGCAGCAAUACUAACACGACCGAAACAAGAGGAAACAAGGUAGACGGUAGGUCAAUGAGAGGGAAGAGAAAGAGGCCAGAACCGCGAACGCCCAUUUUGAAGAAGUUGUCCAAGGACGAGAGAGCGAAAGCAAGAGAAAGAGCAAAGGAUAGAACAAUGGAGAAAAUGAUGAUGAAGAUGAAAGGAAGAUCACAAUUAGUUAAAGUUGUGGAAGAAGAAGCUCAUCAUCAUGGUGAGAUCAUGAAGAAUACUAUUAGCGAAGUGAAUCGGAAUUCUUUUGAGAUGUCACACUGCGAAGACGAGAUCGAAAAACUUUGCAAGAACGAUCGAUUUGCAGUUUGCAACGAAUUUGUCAUGAAUAAGAAAGAUCACAUUUCAAACGAAUCUUAUGACAUAGUCAACUACAAAUUGAACUCAUCAUUUCCAGUGAUUAAUCACCACCGCAGCCAAGGGGCAGCUAAUUCCAUUGAGCAGCAUCAGUUUACGGAUCUUCAUAACUCCUUGGUGGCGAAACCAGACCUCAUGUACAACUAUCAAAACAUGUAUUGAUAGUGAUUAACCAUUAAUAUCUCAAAUUAAUAAUAGUUUGGUUAGAGAUAUAUAUUAAUUAAUCUUAUGCAUGUUUAUAUGAAGGCCUUUUCUUCAUUUUAGUGUCAAAUAUUAAACCUAUGUGAAAAAAAUUAAUGCAUUUUGUAUGAUAUUUUGUUUUCAUAGUUCAAGUGGAUUCUUAACUGA
This is a messenger RNA of Arabidopsis lyrata subsp. lyrata, 2071 nucleotides long. RefSeq names its product transcription factor TCP18. Gene Ontology annotation, biological process: regulation of secondary shoot formation. Lineage: Eukaryota; Viridiplantae; Streptophyta; Magnoliopsida; Brassicales; Brassicaceae. Gene Ontology annotation, molecular function: sequence-specific DNA binding; DNA-binding transcription factor activity. The record is from RefSeq and is a predicted model, not a curated record. The coding region runs from base 617 to 1885 and encodes 422 amino acids. The transcript is spliced from 5 exons. Gene Ontology annotation, cellular component: nucleus.